Onychostoma macrolepis is the source of this 743-nucleotide messenger RNA. RefSeq names its product thyroid stimulating hormone subunit beta a (gene tshba). Gene Ontology annotation, molecular function: hormone activity. Bases 150 to 713 code for a protein of 187 amino acids. Lineage: Eukaryota; Metazoa; Chordata; Actinopteri; Cypriniformes; Cyprinidae. Gene Ontology annotation, biological process: G protein-coupled receptor signaling pathway. The transcript has 3 exons. Gene Ontology annotation, cellular component: cytoplasm; extracellular region. The record is from RefSeq and is a predicted model, not a curated record.
UGUAACAGACCUGCAUAAAAAGUAGCUGCAGCCUCUCCACUUAACUAAUUUAGAUACAAGGUGAAUAUUAAGUGGGCCCUGAAAGGUGAGCAUACAGCAUGUGGGUGAUUUGGUUAGAAAGCGUUAGUUUUAUGCAUGCUGCACAAUAGAUGAAGAUGGAGACAGAUGGAGAUGAGGUUCGGUGUCUGUAUAAGAACAGCAGCCUUUCAACACAACCAGGCUUAACCAGAUCCUCUAGACAUCCUGCUAUACCGCCAGAUAUGUCUCCUGUGUAUGUGGUUGGCAUGCUGGGUAUUUUGAUGAAGGUAGCCAUGCCUAUGUGUGCACCCACUGAGUACACCAUUUACAUCGAGAGACAGGAGUGCAAUUACUGUGUGGCUGUCAACACCACCAUCUGCAUGGGCUUCUGUUUCUCCAGGGACAGUAAUGUGAAGGAGUUGGUGGGUCCUCGUUUCCUGGUUCAGAGGGGCUGCACGUAUCAAGAAGUCGAGUACCGGACGGCCAUCUUGCCCGGCUGCCCUUCACAUGCAGAUCCUCACUUCACCUAUCCGGUGGCACUUAGCUGCCACUGCAGCACAUGUAAUACCCACAGUGAUGAAUGUGCCCACAAAACCAGCAACGCUGGCAUGAAGUGCUCCAAACCUGUCCGUCAUUUGUACCCCGACCCUGAAGAGAACAACUACAUCCAGGCAUAUUGGGAACAGUAUGAGUAAUGUUCGAUUAGUCCUUAAAUAAAACUUAAA